Messenger RNA from Phlebotomus argentipes, 3390 nucleotides. RefSeq lists its product as uncharacterized. Bases 1 to 3390 code for a protein of 1129 amino acids. Lineage: Eukaryota; Metazoa; Arthropoda; Insecta; Diptera; Psychodidae. The record is from RefSeq and is a predicted model, not a curated record. The transcript has 5 exons.
AUGAAAGUUUUAACUCUGCUAAUCCUCGCGGCGAUCCACGGAUCAGUUUGUGCGAAUGACCAGAGAAAUAGUUUAGUGGUUUCUGUGAAAAAUGGACUCUUGAAGGGAAAACUUUGCUAUGGCAAUGAAAAGUCUUACGAAGCCUUCCUCGGCGUUCCUUACGCCAAACCGCCAGUCGAGGAUCUGAGAUUCUGCAGUCCAGUGCCUUGCGGAGCUUGGUCGGGAACCUACGACGCCACGUAUGCGCGGAAUGAGUGCCUCCAGAAGGUUUACCUCGUGCCCGAGCCAUUCAUCAAGGGCAGCGAGGAUUGUCUGUACCUCAACAUCUAUCGUCCCAGGAGAAGAAAUCCCAACGAAAAAUUGCCUGUUGUGGUUUACUUUAGCUUCGGAGGCUUUGCAGUGAGUUUCACGAGUCCUGAAAAUCUUUCUCCUGAUUAUUUCAUGGACACCGAGAAAGUGAUUUUAGUCGUCGUGCAAAGUCGCGUGGGCAUAUUUGGGUAUCUGAGUUCAGGCGAUGAACAUUGUCCUGGCAAUUAUGCCCUUAAGGAUCAGGCUUUGGCUCUUCAGUGGGUGCACGAGAAUAUUGAUGCAUUUGAUGGAGACUGCAAUUCUGUGACUCUUCUGUGUGCAGAUGACGUUGGUGGUUUGUGUCAAUAUCAUUGGAUUCAUCACGACACGUCGAAGCUUUUCCAUAAAGUCGUGCUGAAGAGUGGAAAUGCUUUUUCACUCUGUGCUCUAAAUGAACAUCCACAUCAGCAAUUCUUCGAUCACGCUAAAUUGAUUGGAGUUGAUCCCAAAAAGGUGACUUCCCUUGAGUUAACGGAAAAACUGAGGAAAACCGACGCUAAGACGCUCUUGAGUGCGACUGAUAAGCUUGACUUUUGGAUAGAGGAUCAGUUUGUGUUUUACCGUCCAGUAGUUGAAGUUGACUGCAAAGAUGCUUAUGUUAGGAAGAAUCCUAGAGAAGCCUGGAGACUUGGACACUUCGAUCCCAAGCCGCUCUACAUGACUUUUACUCAUAGCGAAGGAAAUGUUAGAUCGUCUCUUCUCUUGAAUCACCAAAAGAGGAAGAUCUUCAAUCAGGAUGUUGAUUAUCACCUUUCAGAAAUUCUCUUGGUGAAUCCCGUUCAUCUUCAGACGUUGAAGAAUUUCUACUUCUUGGACGGAAUGUGCAAUCUAGCAGAUGAAACUCUUUUCACUUAUCUUGAGCUUUUCACCAUGCCGCUGUUCCAUCAGCAUUUGUACAAUUUCCUCAAAUACUACGUCCAGCAUGUGAACACUCAGAAGUAUCCUCUAUCUGUUGAGAAGUUCAACUUCCAUGGAAAUCAUCACUUCUCAUCAGUCUUAUCAGGAUUUGAUGUGGAUCUCAACGUUGGAUUCUGCGAUGAUCUUAUUUAUCUCUUCCGCUUCCCUUCGCUCUUCCCGGACUUCGACAAGAAUUCCAUUGACUACCAGAUGAAGAACAUUUACGUCGACACUCACGUCAACUUCGCGUGCACCGGCGUGGCAAACACGUGGAUGACUGUUGCUCCGUGCGACGACGAAUACUUCAGAAAGUACGGCUUCUGCGAAUACCAAUUCUUCGCCAAUCAAACUGCGUACGUCGAUGGAGUCCUGAACAAUCAGGUCACCGUGGAUAUAACGAACUACUUCCCCCUUGAGGAGGUUCACAUGUGGAACAGCAUCACGGAGAACAGAAGAAAGUGCUCAAAGAUGAAGGUUGCAUUCGUGCUGUGCUUUGUCGUUCAUCUCUGUGUGGCGACAUUCAGUGAUAAGGGAGAUUUGAUCGUGUGUCCGCCGAUUGGAUGCAUCCAAGGCACGGUUAUUCCUGGUCACGUCAGAUCUUAUGAGGCAUUCAUGGGGAUUCCCUACGCCAAGCCUCCCGUUGGAGAGCUGCGCUUCAGGAAUCCAGUGCCAAUCGACCCGUGGGGAUCGAAAGUGUGGAAUGGAACUUACUCCAGAGACACUUGCAUGCAGAAGAUCUUCGCAUCUCACACGACAAGGAGUUAUGGCGCAGAGGAUUGUCUCUACAUGAACAUCUAUCGUCCCAUCCGGAAGCUGAAGACAAAACUCGCGGUGAUUGUCAUGAUAACUGGCGGAGGAUUCUCAUCUGGAACUGCGCAAAUUACUGAUUUCGCUCCCGAUUACAUGAUGAACAGGAAAGACAUCAUCUUAAUUCUGCCGGAGCAUCGUCUGGGAGUCUUUGGCUAUUUGUGCUCGGGAAACAGUGUCUGUCCGGGCAACUUCGGCCUCAAGGAUCAGCAGAUGGUUCUCGAGUGGGUCAGAGACAACAUCGAAGAAUUCGGUGGGAAUCCCUCGCAAGUGACUCUCCUCGGCCAAGGAUCAGGAUCAGCCUGUAUUCAGAUGCACAUGAUGAAUGUGAAGUCGUCGCUUCUCUUCCAUCGUGUGAUCCUGCAGAGUGGCUCCUUGGCCCAUUGGGCGCUCCUGCGGAAUCCCAGGAGUCAGUUCAUGCGUCAAGUGAAGUAUGCCGGCAUCAAAGGAUACAAGAACAUGACCACAAGCGAAAUUAUGGAGAAUCUAAGGAAUGUGGAUGCGGUGACGCUGAGAGAGACUGUGGACAAAUUCAAGUUCUGGCACUUUGAACAUCUCGUUAUUUAUCGUCCGUGCAUUGAAAAAGUGACCUGGGAGGAUGCCUUCCUCACCGAGAAUCCCUACGAUGCGUGGAGAAAUGGCAGAUAUGUGCCUAAGCCCGUUUUAAUUACUUUCACACCAAAUGACGGGACCUACAGAUCACCAAUUUUAACCAACGAUUCCGCCAUUAACGACUUCAAUGCGAGAAUGAGGAAAAUCCUUCCGAAAUUUCUCGAGUUCCCUUCCAAAUACGUGGAUGAUGUUGUAAAGUUCUACUUUGGCAACCACACUCCUCACAUUGGACCACAAAAUGAGGAGGUUUUCAUAAAUAUGGUUUCCGAUAGAUACUUCCAUCAAUCCUUGUACAACACCGUUCAGCAGCUGAGGAUGAAUCGCUUCGCGAAGAUGCCGCUCUACCUGUACAAGUUCAAUUUCAACAGCGAAUUCAGGUACACCAAGAGGACAACACUGACGGACAAGAACUUCGGCACAGGAUAUCGGGAUGAUCUGCUCUUCAUGUUCCGCAUCGCGAGUGUCUUUCCCGCCAUUGAGUUCGACUCCGUGGAGGCUCGCAUGAGUGACUUGUACGUCGGAGUGUUGGCCCACUUUGCCACUUUUGGCCGCGAAAAGUCGUGGCUGAGUCAUGAGAAGUGCUCGGGAAGUGUGAACGGGUUUUGUGAGUAUCAGGAGUUCCAAAAAUUUUCCGACAACACCACAAGUGAGGUGCUCGUGAAGGCAUCUCGCCAAUUUCGCGUGGACGCCGCUGAGUUCUGGAACGAGAUUGACGGGAGAAAGUGA